AUGAAUUCAAUUAAGGAGCAGCCAGAACUAGUUUUUUCUACCUCUAAUCUACCCACCCAACUCUUCAUCAAUAAUGAGUUCGUCGACAGCAAGAGUUCAGAUACCCUAUCUGUCCACAACCCGAAGGAUGGUUCCCUAGUGUCAGACAAGGUAUCCAUUGCCGACUCAGAGGAUGUUGACACAGCCGUCGCAGCAGCCGAAGCUGCAUUUCCCGCCUGGAAGGCAGUCUCCGCACUACAACGACGCGAAAUCCUCUUGACCUUCGCCUCACUGAUCGAGAAACAUAUCCGGGGCUUGGCAGAGCUCACCCGAAUAACUCUCGGGGCUCCAUUUGAGACAAUGGGCAAGUUUGAAGCAGGGAUGUGUGCCGAGACAUUUCGGUACUACGCUGCCUGGAUCGACAAGUUUGCAGGGGAGUCAUACCCACAGCAAGACGGAUUCAUGCGCAUUACACGAAACGAACCCUUGGGCGUGACCGCGGGUAUUGUUCCCUGGAAUGGUCCGCUUGGAGUUGUCGGACUCAAAGCUGCACCAGCGCUAGCGACUGGUAAUUGCUUCAUUCUGAAGCCGUCGGAGAAAACCCCAUUUGCUGCCUUGGCAUUGGGUCAGUUAAUCCGAGAAGCAGGAUUUCCGCCCGGUGUAUUUCAGGUGCUUUCAGGAGCUGGAAACACGGGCGCUCUUUUGGCACGUCACAUGCGUGUCCGGAAGAUCAGCUUCACAGGGUCGAUUCCAACCGGGAAGCUCAUCCAGAAAAUGGCUGCCGAGUCUAAUCUCAAGCGUGUGACCUUGGAAUUGGGAGGUAAGUCCCCAGCUGUUGUGUUCGACGACUGCAAUUUGGAUAAUGCAGUGGAAUGGUGUGUCAAUGCAAUCGCCACAAACACUGGUCAAUUGUGCUAUGCUGCAUCCAGAUUGUAUGUGCAAGAUGGAAUCCUGGAUCGAUUCACAGAGAAGUACAAGGCUGCUCUGGAAGAGCGUGCCAGGGCCGUCGGUGACCCAGACAAUGAUUCGACGCUGGUCGGCCCGCUGGUUGAUGAAGCCCAAUUCCAUCGCGUUACUGGAUUCAUUGAGCGUGGCUCUCAACAAGGUACUCUGUUGACGGGUGGCAAUCUUGUCCGAGACAAAGGUUUUUUCGUCCAGCCAACCGUCUUCACUAACGUGAAGCCGGAUGCUGAGAUCUACCAACAAGAGAUCUUUGGCCCUGUCUCGAUCCUGAAUUCCUUCACGACAGAGGAGGAAGCCUUGCAAAAGGCGAAUGCAACCGAGUAUGGCCUAAUGGCAGGUGUAUUCACACAGGAUAUCAACAAGGCUAUGCGGGUGGCCGCUGAAUUUGAAUCAGGAAUGGUAGGGAUUAACUGCAUCAGCAUCACUUUCAUGAACACGCCCUUUGGCGGUAGUAAGCAGAGUGGUCUUGGUCGCGAGUGUGGUCGAAAUGCACUUGAGCAUUAUACUGAGCCGAAGACCAUUAUGAUCAACCUCAACUAUUAG
Molecule: messenger RNA, 1485 nt
Organism: Penicillium pulvis
Lineage: Eukaryota; Fungi; Ascomycota; Eurotiomycetes; Eurotiales; Aspergillaceae
Exons: 1
Coding region: 1-1485 (494 amino acids)
Molecular function (GO): aldehyde dehydrogenase (NAD+) activity
Source: RefSeq, a predicted model, not a curated record